Molecule: messenger RNA, 3664 nt
Organism: Enhydra lutris kenyoni (northern sea otter)
Lineage: Eukaryota; Metazoa; Chordata; Mammalia; Carnivora; Mustelidae
Product: glutamate receptor interacting protein 1
Exons: 25
Coding region: 1-3612 (1203 amino acids)
Biological process (GO): neurotransmitter receptor transport, endosome to postsynaptic membrane
Molecular function (GO): nuclear glucocorticoid receptor binding
Source: RefSeq, a predicted model, not a curated record
AUGGACAUUGCAGCCCAGUUUGAGAAAGUCAUGGCAAAAUCAGUUAAGAAACAUCACUUUAGCACUUCUGAACCUUCUCUUCCAGCAACUUUAGUCUUCAACAGCAUCUCCUUUAAUAUUGAUGGUUCCAUCCAGUAUAAAGAAAAGCCGUAUUUCUCUGCCUCCGAAGCCCUAGAUGCUUACAUUGAUGAUUUCUAUUUAAGUUGUAAGCCACCUGAUAUUAAUGAUACAAAGGUUAACUUGGAUCAGAGCCCUCUUGAAUUUCUUGCUAAACUAAACAGUGAUGAGAGCCCCUACACUAAAUCCGCCAGCCAGACAAAGCCGCCUGAUGGAGCGUUGGCUGUGAGGAGACAGAGCAUCCCAGAGGAAUUCAAAGGCUCCACCGUGGUUGAGCUGAUGAAGAAGGAGGGCACCACCCUCGGGCUGACGGUAUCGGGCGGAGUUGACAAGGACGGCAAGCCCAGAGUCUCGAACCUGCGGCAAGGAGGAAUUGCUGCUAGAAGUGACCAGCUGGAUGUAGGGGACUACAUCAAAGCAGUGAAUGGGAUCAACCUGGCCAAAUUCCGCCAUGAUGAGAUCAUCAGCUUGCUGAAGAACGUUGGCGAAAGAGUGGUUCUUGAAGUCGAGUAUGAGCUGCCGCCAGUCUCUGUUCAAGGAUCAAGUGUUAUUUUCCGAACGGUGGAGGUCACAUUACAUAAAGAAGGCAAUACCUUUGGUUUUGUAAUACGAGGAGGAGCACAUGACGAUAGAAAUAAAUCUCGUCCAGUUGUAAUAACAUGCGUUCGUCCUGGAGGACCUGCUGACAGAGAGGGCACGAUCAAACCUGGUGACAGGUUGCUCAGUGUGGAUGGAAUUCGGCUUCUCGGAACCACACAUGCUGAAGCCAUGAGUAUUCUUAAACAGUGCGGACAAGAAGCAACACUGCUGAUAGAAUAUGAUGUCUCAGUGAUGGAUACUGUGGCAACGGCAUCCGGGCCACUGCUAGUCGAAGUUGCCAAAACUCCUGGUGCCAGCCUUGGGGUUACCCUCACUACCUCGAUGUGCUGUAACAAACAGGUCAUUGUCAUAGACAAAAUCAAAUCUGCAAGUAUUGCAGACAGAUGUGGUGCCCUGCACGUGGGAGACCACAUCCUGUCUAUCGACGGGACGAGCAUGGAGUACUGUACAUUAGCGGAAGCCACUCAGUUCCUGGCAAACACCACGGACCAAGUCAAGCUUGAGAUUCUUCCCCAUCAUCAGACCCGCCUGGCCCUGAAGGGACCCGACCACGUGAAAAUUCAGAGGAGCGACAGGCAACUUGCGUGGGAUUCCUGGGCCGGCAACCACUGCAGCCUUCACACCUACCAUCACCCUCAUACGACCCACCCUGACCAUUGCAGAAUGCCGGCCCUGAAGGGCCCGAAAGCGCCUCCUUCCAACAGCCCUCCAGCUUUGGUGUCCUCCUUCUCUCCUACCUCCAUGAGUGCAUACAGCCUGAGUUCCCUGAACAUGGGGACUUUACCUCGAAGCCUCUACUCGACUAGCCCUCGUGGAACCAUGAUGAGGAGGAGACUGAAAAAGAAAGACUUCAAAAGCUCACUGUCAUUAGCCUCCAGCACAGUGGGUUUGGCUGGGCAGGUCGUUCACACAGAAACCACAGAAGUUGUGCUGACAGCAGAUCCUGUCACAGGAUUUGGGAUCCAACUGCAGGGCAGUGUGUUUGCCACGGAGACGCUCUCUUCUCCACCUCUGAUUUCCUAUAUUGAAGCUGACAGCCCAGCAGAGAGAUGUGGGGUGCUACAGAUCGGAGACAGAGUGAUGGCCAUUAAUGGGAUUCCGACUGAAGACAGCACCUUUGAGGAAGCCAACCAGCUCCUCCGAGACUCUUCAAUCACAAGCAAGGUCACACUGGAAAUCGAGUUUGAUGUCGCAGAGUCUGUCAUCCCAAGUAGUGGGACAUUUCAUGUGAAGCUCCCUAAGAAGCACAGUGUGGAACUUGGAAUAACCAUAAGUUCACCAUCUAGCAGAAAACCAGGAGAUCCCCUUGUCAUAUCAGAUAUCAAGAAAGGAAGUGUGGCACACAGGACUGGCACCCUGGAACUCGGGGAUAAAUUACUUGCAAUCGAUAACAUCCGACUGGACAACUGUUCAAUGGAAGAUGCAGUUCAGAUCCUUCAGCAGUGUGAAGACCUGGUGAAGCUCAAAAUCCGCAAAGACGAAGAUAAUUCAGAUGAGCAAGAAAGUUCUGGAGCCAUUAUUUACACUGUGGAGCUCAAGCGCUAUGGGGGGCCCCUUGGCAUCACAAUUUCAGGAACUGAAGAGCCCUUUGAUCCUAUAAUCAUUUCAAGCCUCACUAAAGGGGGAUUAGCUGAAAGAACUGGCGCCAUCCACAUAGGAGACCGAAUCCUGGCUAUCAACAGCAGCAGCUUGAAAGGAAAGCCUCUGAGUGAAGCCAUCCAUUUGUUACAGAUGGCAGGAGAGACUGUCACCUUGAAAAUUAAGAAACAGACAGAUGCCCAAUCAGCAUCCAGUCCCAAGAAAUUCCCCAUGGCUAGCCACCUGAGUGACCUGGGAGAUGUGGAGGAGGACCCCUCUCCAGGACAGAAGCCAGGCAAGCUUACCGACACAUACCCGUCCACUGUGCCCAGUGUGGACAGUGCGGUGGACUCGUGGGACAGCUCUGGGAUAGACAGCAGCUAUGGGAAUCAAGGCUCUAGCUUUCAGGCCUCAGGCUACAACUUCAACACUUAUGAGUGGAGGGGUCCGAAACAGAGAGGCAGCCUGUCCCCAGUUACUAAGCCGCGAAGCCAGACCUACCCAGACGUGGGGCUGAGUAAUGAAGACUGGGACCGGUCCACAGUCAGUGGUUUUACAGGGGCUCCCGACAGUUCAGAGGCUGAGCAAGAGGAGAACUUCUGGUCCCAAGCACUGGAGGAUUUGGAAACCUGUGGACAGUCGGGAAUUCUGAGAGAACUCGAGGAGAAAGCUGACAGGCGUGUGUCUUUGAGAAACAUGACUCUCUUGGCGACAAUCAUGUCGGGGAGCACGAUGAGUCUGAAUCAUGAGGCCCCAUCACCUCGCAGUCAGCUGGGGCGACAGGCCAGCUUCCAGGAACGGAGCAGCUCACGGCCACACUAUAGCCAAACAACUCGGAGCAACACCCUGCCCACAGAUGUGGGCAGAAAGUCUGUCCCCCUGAGAAAAAUGAAACAAGAAAUCAAGGAGAUCAUGUCCCCGACUCCUGUGGAGCUGCACAAGGUGACCCUGUACAAGAGCUCUGAUAUGGAGGACUUUGGGUUCAGCGUCGCAGAUGGCUUGCUGGAAAAAGGAGUGUAUGUCAAAAAUAUUCGCCCAGCUGGGCCAGGAGAUCUUGGUGGCUUAAAGCCCUAUGAUAGACUCUUACAGGUUAAUCAUGUCCGAACGAGAGACUUUGACUGCUGCCUUGUUGUGCCCCUCAUAGCAGAAUCUGGUAAUAAGCUGGACUUGGUUAUUAGUAGAAACCCACUGGCUUCACAGAAGUCUAUAGAACAGACUCUACCGGGAGGAGAAUGGAGUGAACAGAACAGUGCUUUUUUCCAACAGCCUAGUCAUGGUGGUAAUUUGGAGAUACGAGAACCCACUAACACAUUAUAGCAAUGCUUUUUAUAAAGCAGGACAAAAGACAAUAUCUACAUGGUGCUAAAAA